GAGGACUAUGUGUGUACUGGGAACCUGGAGCACGAUCUCACUGAGCUGUGUAUCCGAAUGGAGAUCCUGGAGAUGCCGAUUGUGAGUCUCCGACACCCCGGAAUAACAGCCAGUGGGAUGUUUGACGAGAUGGAAUCUCUGACUCCGUCGGAUGUAUCCUCAGCUCCCCCCCUGAAAGACCAGAUCUCCUUCUUCAGACCCAGUGUGCAGCUCGAGUUGGAGAAUGAGGACCCCAAGUCAGCAAAGGCCCUCUAUAUCCGAGGGUGGAUGAUUGAUACGCGGUAUAUUUUCAUCUUUCAGAAGUGUCUGCCUGCCCUCAGUAGCCUGCACUCCAUCAACCUGUGGAACGUGGGUCUGACCGGGAGCACCUUCGCUGCACUCCUGGUGAUCCUGAGACAGUGCUACUCCCUGAGGUCAGUGGUACUGGACGGAAAUCCCAUCGCAGGACAUCCGUAUUAUCAACUGCUGAGUGAGGACAGUCCAUUCCAGAAUCUAACUCUGAGAAACAACAAGAUUGAUGAUGCCGGAGCCAAGUUGAUUGGAGAGGCACUUUCUACAAUUAAAAAGUCAAACAAGACCUUAAUGACGUUAAAUCUCAGCUUUAAUCACAUCACUGACGUAGGAGCUGGGUACAUCGCUGAUGGAUUGCGUUUGAACCGAACUCUGGUGUGGCUCAGUCUGGCUUCCAAUCAGAUCGGGGACCAGGGAGCCACCAAGCUGGCGGAGGUUCUCGCUCCCUUCGCACUGACCCAUGGGGAGAUUGUAGAGAGGAGGAUCCUACUGUACAAUUCACAGGACAGGCAGAACUCGCCCAGUCUGUUUCGCCGGCCUGACUCCAAGAGUGACCGCAGCGCCAGCCAGAUCGGCAGCAACACCGCCCUGGACAAGCUGGACAAGACCGGCAAAGGGACCAAGGGAACCUCCAAGAAGAAGGAGAAGAGAGAUCCUGUCGUUCCAGAGAAGCUACUGUCCAACACCCAGAUCCAGCAGAAGAAAGACGAAGCCAGGACGGGAAGAAAAGGUUCCCUUGUUACAGACGUGCGACUGAGCCGGUCCAAAAUGUCCCGGCUUGGAAAGGACAAGAGGGUCAUGACUCAGGAACAAGAGGUUCCUGAGUUUCUGAAUCCUCUCGUUGAUUUUGUUGAGCACCAGAACGGGGAUAUCUACCUGUCCGGGAAUAUCACCCUCAUGAGCAUCAACCUGACACGUAACAAGAUUACUGAGGUGGGUCUCAGGGCGUUCCACACAGCGGUACAAACCCAGAUUCAGAACGCGAGGUUGAGUUCAGACGGCAGAGCCACCAGCGGCUUGCUCCGAUUGGCUAUCUCGAGGAACCUGUUUCCCGGGACGUGUGAGACCUACACGCAGCUGCAGAAGCUGAUGUUAGCUCGGGACCCCGUUUCCAGGCAGCGGAUGGUGUGUUCCCCAUCGCCGGGACAUCACGACCCACAGACACAGAGCUGAGUGACAGAAAGAGGAAUGGGGGAGGGUGGUCAAAACGCACCACAUCGCACUCGCAAACGCAGCAACAUCUCGCCUACCCUCGUCACGUCACAUGGUCAGACUCGCAUUCAACUGGGGGGACAGCUCCGAAAACCGGGAUGACC
Molecule: messenger RNA, 1607 nt
Organism: Hemiscyllium ocellatum (epaulette shark)
Lineage: Eukaryota; Metazoa; Chordata; Chondrichthyes; Orectolobiformes; Hemiscylliidae
Gene: lrrc71
Product: leucine rich repeat containing 71
Exons: 14
Coding region: 58-1464 (468 amino acids)
Molecular function (GO): protein binding
Source: RefSeq, a predicted model, not a curated record